AUGUCAUUAUUUAUAAGAAAUUCCGUCCGAAGAAUUGCUAUUCUCACUGGUUUUAUUGGGGGAAUUUAUCUUGUUGAUGAUAAAUUAAAUGCCAGAACCUUACAACGAAACGCUUUGACAGCUUGGAAUGGUCUCUGCAUAGGAUUAGAUUACAAGAUCAAUUUUAGACCUGGCAAAGGUGAUAAAAUAGAAGAACUUCAUGAACGAGUUGCAAAUAGAAUUUUAAAUACUUGUCGUUCGAAUGGUGGUCUAUAUAUAAAAUUAGGACAAUCUAUUGGAGUGCAGUCUAGUAUUUUACCAACAGCUUACCAAAGAGCAUUUAAACAGUUAUAUGAUGAUGCUCCAGCUGUUGAAUUUGAGCAGGUGGUAAAGAUAUUUAAAGAAGAUUUUAAUUGCCAUCCAGAUGAUAUUUUUGAUGACUUUGAACGCAAUGCUAUAGCUUCAGCAAGUGUUGCGCAAGUUCAUCGAGCAAAGCUAAAAAAUGGAACAUUGGUGGCAGUCAAAGUACAAAAGCCAGAUAUAAGAAAGCAAAUGGUUACUUAUAAAGCAUUAAUGUAUUUAUAUGAAUAUAUUUUCGAUCUUCCUCUCACAUGGUCAGCUGAUUAUACAGAAAAACAUAUAAGGCAAGAAGUUGACUUUGAGAAUGAAGGAAGGAAUGCAGAAAAAACAACUAAACAUUUAGAGAUGGAAAAGUCAUUACGUAAUAAAGCUUAUAUACCAAAAAUACAUUGGGAUUAUACAAGUAAACGAGUUUUAACUGCAGAAUGGAUUGAUGGAGGUAUAGGUUUUGUGCAUGCUGAUCCACAUCCCGGUAAUGUCUUCGUUAGACCAAAUCCAAAUAAUUCAAAGAAUUUUCAAAUAGUUUUAAUUGAUCAUGGGUUAUAUGUGGAAGAAUCUAUAGUGUUUCGACAUCAAUAUUGUUUAUUAUGGAAAUCUGUAAAAUGGGGAAUUGCCGAAAGUGACUUAUUUAUUAGUGCCCAAAUUAUGAAACCAUAUAAAUCUCAAACUGCUAUCCAUGUUUCAUCAACAAAAUCAGUUACGUUACAAGAUGCUUAUGAAAUGCAAAUGGCAAUAAAAGAUAAUAUAAAAAAAUUUUUAACUGAUACUGAAUUAAUUCCCAGAGAAUUAAUAUUUAUUGGUAGAAAUAUGAAUAUUGUAAGAUCAUUAAAUAGAGAAUUAGGUAGUCCAGUAAAUAGAAUAAAUCUUAUGGGUAAUUGGGCUGUAAAAGGUUUAGGUGCUGAUUGGUCUAAUUGGGCAACUUUAUUGAUGAUAUCUUUUGGUCUUUAUUUAACUCAAACAAAAGAGGUGAUUGAUAGUUGGAUUAGAAGUGGUGGAAACGUAGGAAAUGCUCGAGGAUUUGAAGAAUUAUUGGAUGAUCAAAUGAAAAGUUCAUUAGAAGAAAAUUUUGGUAUUAUAUUGGAUCAAAGAUUUUUUGAGGGUUGA
Molecule: messenger RNA, 1443 nt
Organism: Diversispora eburnea
Lineage: Eukaryota; Fungi; Glomeromycota; Glomeromycetes; Diversisporales; Diversisporaceae
Source: the annotation of a GenBank genome assembly